AUGCUUAAUUUGCUGCCAUCGCCGUCUCCAGCAACUGCCACUCCAGCAGACUUGUACAAAUAUGUGCUUAAAGUCAUUCUACUAGAAUACAGUAAUGAAGCCAGAUUCAGGACUCCCAUAAUAGAAAACAACAACCUUCAACCAACUCCAUCAAAACGUGCAUCUCGUUUGAGUAUGAUGAAUGACCAAAUGUUGCCUGAUUAUGCCAUCAGGGCCCUCAAGGAGAAAUUAAAGACAAUCAUGACCAACUCAAAGAUUGUCGAUGAACAAACCAGGCGGUCUUUAUUACGAUUAUACGGAGAAUUGCUUGAUCCUACUCAAGAAAAGUAUCUUAAAAACAUUGACUUUUUAAUCCCCAAAUUUGCGGCUUCUGCCAACCAAGAACUAAAGAUAGUAGCCAAUUAUGCCGAAGAUGACAUGAGUGAAAUUGUUUUCCGACAAACCAGGAUAUUCAUUGAUAUGCUUAUCGAGAUUGUCAGUGUUCGUAGGGAUAAAGAUGCAUCAGUGAUUGCAAAAUUGCAAGACACGAAACGGUCAUUCACUUCCAAGAAACCUGCCCCAAGUUUAGAAUCCCUGGUUACGGGAAGUGUGAGAUAUCCACAGAAAUCAUAUAGACUAACUGAUUUGGAUAAGAAUUACAUCGGGUUAUUGAAAACUCUAUUCACAGUUGACGAUAUCAAGAUUCAGCAGGAUGUGUUUAAAUACAAAGAUAUGGCCCUUGCCAAGCAUGUGCAUAAGGAUUCUAAAGAAUUUCUAAAAUGUGACCCUCCCAUGGAUAAAUUCCCCUCUCGAGAAGUGAUGAAUCAGUGGAAGAAAAGACAAGAGUCAAUUGCAGCUCUGCUAGUUACUAGGUACAAAGUGCCUGCUGAAUUAGCCUUACUUCCUGUUCCACCAAUCCCAGCUGGUGAGCAAUUCCAUAUAUUACCGAGAUAUGGCGAAGAAAGGAGUUGCUUCUUCACCUUGGCCAAAUUGUUAUUAGAGGAACAAGAUCCUUCCGAUUUCAAUGCUGCUGAGAAACCAUUUUUAACCAAGGCGGCCCAGGAUUUACUCUUCAUCUGUGCAAGAAUAUGGCAUAUUGAUUACCCCACAAGAGCAGUAGCAUUAAUGUGUUGUGGACACGAAUCUAAUGUCUUUGCCGAAGAUCCUCGGGAUUUGACUAAUAAGAAGCAAGCUCCCAUAAGCAUUGCUGCCACCAUGAAGGCAUUCCAGACUUGUAAAAAGUUGCUUGAAGAAGGUGGGUUAGAUUGGGAAGACAAGAAUUUAUGGCUCAAAGAUGACCAGGAUGAAUGGGCCCAUUGUCUUGGAUUAUCAUACAGUCAACUAUUUGUGUCGCUUAGAGAAGCGCUCGUGUUGUUAUUUAGCGAAGUUACAAAACCCAAGUUUGGUCCGUAUUUAUCGUUUUUGGAUGAAUAUAUUGAAUCAGACUCUUUGUUUCCAAUAGUUUCCGAGUCGGGAUUACCCAAGAAAUGGGAAAAGAGAUUAACUAAAGCAUUGCUAAAGAUUGCCGGAACCAGAUAUGGUGAGUAUCUUGCCAACCUUCCUCGAGAUGAUACCCUUAGUGUUAUUCAUGUGUUGAAUAUCUGUGAUAUGAUUGUUGACGAUAUUAAGAAGUUACAGAAACGAUACAAGGCUCCACUUUUAGGGUUCUUGAAUGUUGCCCAUACAGUAGCAGCAAUUACCACGGGGAUGUUUGCCAGUGAUGUCCGUGUAAUUUUGACCCACAUUAAAGGGUAUGCUGAAAAGAGAAAAGAACGUAUUCCCUUUGCAGAUGCAUUAGAAGUAUACAAGACAUUAAGUGAAAUUCGAGAUAUCCAUAAUCAAGUAACUCCCGCUGGUUCUAAAUUUGAAUUUGAUUUGGAACAGUUUUUCUUUCCAUAUUUAGAAGCAUGGAUUGAAGAAAGUGACGAAAAGAUCUUGGCAAUUAUUACUGAAGCUCUCAAAAAUGACAACUAUGAACCAAUAGAUCUUUCAGAUGAUGACAAAAAGAAUAGUAAUUCUAUUUUGGAUAUCUUUACAAUUAUCAAGCAGUAUUUGAACGCCCUUCGAGGUCAACAUUGGAGUAAUGAAUUUCAAUUAUCCAAAGUCUACACUAUAUUAUUGCGAAGUAUUUCAAAUGGUGCCCUUUACUAUGCGGAUCAAGUAACAAACAAGAUUCUUCAAGAAUUAGAACCUCCUAAAUUGGAAAAGGAAGAUACUCCCGAUAUUGGCCGAAACUGGUUAGAUGAAGUUAAGAAUGUUGUAUCCAAUAUCCAAAAUUUGAAGAAACCAGAACCCCAAGUGGUAUAUAAUUUCGAACCACAGACAUGUAUCGCAUUGAACAACUUAUCUGCCAUGAUGCAAAACCUCGCCAAAUUGGAAGAGUGGCUUGAUCCAGAAUCAAUCUCGAAUUCCUUAUCUACCUACGAUCCCAAUUCAAAAAAUAGAUACUUAAGUCAUGUGUUUACAUUAAGAAUUGUUCGGGCUGAGAACCUUAAAGUGGCCAGGGAAUCAAGCAAUAAAAUCAACCCAUACGUCUCCUUGGUUGAUUUUAAUGCUAAGCGAUUAAUUGGCAAGACAAGAACAAUUACUCAAUCUUCAGAUCCAGAAUGGGAUGAAGAGUUUGAAAUCACAAUUCCUGCAAAUACCUCAUUUGAAUUGUCAGCAUUGGUAUGGGAUGAGAAAUUUGGCCAGCAUCUACUUUGUGGGAAGGCAUAUUUGGAAUUAAACCCCAGAAAAUUCAAGCAUAAUGGUAUGCCUGAAGAAAUCAUCUUGGAUCUCGAUUUACAAGGGAAAUUAGUUAUUGAAGUUGCGGUGGAAAGUGAAACAUUGGAUGCGAUCUUUGUAAUGGGUAGGGCAUACCGGGCCUUGAAACGUUGUCAAGAACGAGCUAUCAAGAUCAUGGUUGAAAAGUUUUCUGGUUUCAUUCAUGCAUGUUUCUCACGAGCCAAUUUGAAGUCAAUCUGUUCUAAGGGCCAACCUUCAAAGGAGGAUUCCGAAGCUGCAAUCGAACAUUUGUGUGAUUAUUUAAAUAUGAAUUUGUGUGUUCUUAAGGAAUUUUUGAAAGAUGAGAUCUUCAUGAAGGUAAUGGUUGCUACUUGGAAUGUUGUUGUAACCAGUGCUGAUGAACUUGUAUUGCCAAAACUUUCUAAAGCAUCAGUUACAUUAGAGUCAGGAGGUAAUAGUUGGCAAGCAGUGUCAUCUAAAUUCGCCAAUGUCUCGCUUGGAAUUCUUGGUAUUGAUAGUCCCUUAAGUGAUAUUGAAUUGGAAACGGUACUUUUCUGGUUAAGCUUACUUGUUAGUUUUUUCCAUAAUGAAGGAAAUGGCCCACCAAUGGAGGAUUUGAAGACAGAACAAUAUCAAUCAUUGCUUUUGAUUCCUGCUCUUUAUGAUCAAGGUGAUGACUAUUUAAUCGACGAAGUUGAACGCUUAUCUCCUGCAUAUGUCCAAAUGUUAAAUAAUAGAAAUAACUUUGAUAGUGCUCCAACACACACUAACAGACAAAAAUCUAGGAUCAGAAGUGGGUCAUUAUUGAGAAAUAAAACAAUCCUGGCAAAUGCCACCGCUAGAUCAAGAGCCCAGGCAGCAGUUGAAGUAAAAGAAGCAAGAGCAGAUCCUAUCACCAAUCAGACUUUGAAAGAGGAUAUGAUUUUAAGGUUGUUGAUUGCUAGAGGAAGAAAGAAUUUUGUAUCGCAAAGACUUAACCAAAGAUCGAAAUUGGCUUAUAGUAUGGCGACCGAAAGGAUAGCAAGAGCAGCUGUCGAAAGACGAUUCAAUUAG
Spathaspora passalidarum NRRL Y-27907 is the source of this 3756-nucleotide messenger RNA. RefSeq lists its product as uncharacterized. Lineage: Eukaryota; Fungi; Ascomycota; Pichiomycetes; Serinales; Debaryomycetaceae. The transcript has a single exon. The record is from RefSeq and is a predicted model, not a curated record. Bases 1 to 3756 code for a protein of 1251 amino acids.